UUGAAGCUCGGCUCAGUCGCCGAGUUGGAACUGGAGCUGAGGUUGUGCGGAGAAAGACGAGGUGCUCGCUGAGAUAAGAUAUGAUAAGGCUUUUGCCACUUCGCCACCUUCAAGUGCUUACCUGUGGUUGCACAGAGUCAGUUGGUGUGAAGACAAAGUGUUGCUAUUAGUGGGAUUUAGUGGCGAACGCGAAAACCAUUCUCUGUCCAGGUCGGAUUAGAUAAGCAGAAAAAAUGACUGCGAAUUCAAAUAAUCUCAACGUUGGGAUGCGCUGCAUCAAGUACAUGCUGUUUGUCAUCAACUUUAUGUUUGUCCUCACUUCGGUGCUCCUGAUCACCGUUGGAUUGACCAUUAAAACGAUCUUCAAUGAAUUCGACAUCUUCGUCGAUGACCACUUUAUGUCACCGCCCAGCCUUCUGGUGGCUAUUGGGUUCAUCCUCCUGGUCGUGGCCAUCUUCGGCUGCGUGGGAGCCGUUAAGGAAAGCACCCUCAUGAUUAACGUGUAUGGCGUGCUCUUGGCCGUCAUCUUCGUCCUAGAAGUUGCUGCUGCGAUCUCUGCGUUUGUCCUCCAAGGCCAGGUGGCUGACAUGCUCAUGCGCACCAUGUUCAAGUCUUUGGACAAGUACAAUGAGAACAACUACGUGCGUGAGGCCGUGGACUUCAUGCAAUCCGCUCUUCAGUGCUGCGGUGUGAAUGGACGCGAAGACUGGGAGGGCAUUCUGGCUCCGGUGAACACGACGGACAGCUCCAAAGAGAUCGUUCUGCCUGAAUCCUGCUGUGAGCUGCACUUCCCAGGCGAGCACGAGACAGAGUGCGCCUGGUUCACGGACGGCUGCUUCAACCAGAUGAACUUUGUGAUUUCCCAGAGCGCCAUGCUGAUUGCCACUGGAGCAACAACGGUCGCCUUUGUUCAGAUCCUCGGAGUAAUCUGUGCCUUCAUGCUGGCCAAGACCAUCCGGCGCACCAAGACGCAGAGAGCUCUUCGCCAAUGGCAACUGCAGCAGAGCCUGGGCAUCUACAACAAGCCCAUCAAUCACUACAAUCCGCCCUACCAGCAACUCAGUGACUCUGAGAAGCCCAAGAAGGACCCAGACGCGCAGGACUUUAUCUACCAACCCAACAGUCCCAGCGUGAACUGAGAGGAAGGAUUGUUUCUAUACCCUUUUAUCUGUUAUAUGUACACUUACUAUUAAUGUACCACAAAAUCCUGUGAAUAAUAUUGAAAUAAAUAUUGGAGUAGUUCUCUUGUCUCA
This is a messenger RNA of Phlebotomus argentipes, 1253 nucleotides long. Its product is annotated as CD63 antigen. The coding region runs from base 234 to 1139 and encodes 301 amino acids. The transcript is spliced from 3 exons. Gene Ontology annotation, cellular component: membrane. The record is from RefSeq and is a predicted model, not a curated record. NCBI's taxonomy places the organism in Eukaryota, Metazoa, Arthropoda, Insecta, Diptera, Psychodidae.